Messenger RNA from Drosophila nasuta, 1272 nucleotides. RefSeq names its product uroporphyrinogen decarboxylase (gene Urod). Gene Ontology annotation, biological process: heme biosynthetic process. Gene Ontology annotation, molecular function: uroporphyrinogen decarboxylase activity. The transcript is spliced from 3 exons. Gene Ontology annotation, cellular component: cytosol. The record is from RefSeq and is a predicted model, not a curated record. The coding region runs from base 130 to 1200 and encodes 356 amino acids. NCBI's taxonomy places the organism in Eukaryota, Metazoa, Arthropoda, Insecta, Diptera, Drosophilidae.
UUUCCCAUCUCUGAUCCAACGAUACAAGUUUCGCUGAAUUCACCAAAUAUUUACAUCAAAAUCUGCAGUGUUAAAUAAGAAAAUUAUUGUUCUUUGAAUUAAAGACACAACUAAAUUUAAAAAUUUAGAAUGAAAGAUACUAAGCCCUUCCCGCCGCUCAAGAAUGACAAUUUGUUGCGUGCUGCACGCGGCGAAGUUGUCGAUCGUGUUCCCGUUUGGGUGAUGCGUCAAGCUGGACGUUAUUUGCCUGAAUUUCAGGAAUUGCGCAAGCAACAUGACUUCUUUACGGUUUGCCGCACGCCGGAGUUGGCCUGCGAAGUGACCAUGCAGCCACUGCGACGUUUUGACCUAGAUGCCUCCAUUAUAUUUUCGGAUAUUCUGGUUAUUCCCCAAGCUUUGGGCCUAACCGUAGAAAUGCAUGCAGGCGUUGGCCCUGUUUUGCCUCAGCCAAUUGUAACACCCGAGGAUCUGAAGCGUUUGACUCCGGACGGAGCUCUGUCACGUCUCACGUAUGUGGGCGAUGCCAUUACCAUGAUGCGACAUAAGCUGGAAGGCCGUGUGCCAUUGAUCGGCUUCACUGGCGCACCCUGGACACUCUUGGGCUAUAUGAUUGAGGGUGGCGGCAGCAAGACCAUGUCCAAGGCAAAGGCCUGGCUGGCCAACUAUCCCGAGGACACCAAACUCUUCUUGAAUCUAUUAACCGAUGUGAUUGUGGAUUAUUUGGAGAUGCAGGUUGAGGCUGGCGCUCAAAUGCUGCAAAUAUUCGAAUCUUCGGCCGAGCACUUGAGCAAAGAGGAGUUCCUUACAUGGUGCGCUCCCUACUUGAAACGCAUACGCGACGAUCUUGUGGAGCGGCUUACCAAGAAAGUGAUUCCCUUGGUUCCACUUACACUUUUUGCCAAGGGUGCCGGACAUUCGCUGAAGGAACAAAGCGAGCUGGGCUAUGAUGUCUUAGGUCUGGAUUGGACUGUAGAUCCGGUAGAAGCAAGACGUCUCGUUGGCCCCAACAUUACAUUGCAGGGCAAUCUGGAUCCACAAGAUAUGUACCGAGAUGCCGGUGAGCUGCGAACUCUGACCACUGAAAUGGUGCAUAAAUUUGGAAAGUCACGCUACAUUGCAAAUUUGGGACACGGAAUUACGCCACAAACGCCAAUUGUUAGCAUGGAAGUGCUUGUGGAGGCGGUGCAUCAGGCGUUGUAGAUAACGAAUAAUGUUGAAUGGCAUGUUUUCUAUUUUGUAUUUAUAUAAUAAACACAUUUUGGCCUUGGGUUA